Messenger RNA from Petromyzon marinus (sea lamprey), 1588 nucleotides. NCBI's taxonomy places the organism in Eukaryota, Metazoa, Chordata, Hyperoartia, Petromyzontiformes, Petromyzontidae. The record is from RefSeq and is a predicted model, not a curated record.
AUGUCUCUGAACGUGUGCUUGGGCUCCCUGCUCGUGGUCGUGGCGUCCUGCGCGCUGCUGCUGCGCUGGGCCGCGUGCGCCCUGGAGGUGCGCGCCCUGGCGGGCCCCGCGGAGGGCAGCGGGGCCCGCGGGGUGCGGGCCGCUCUCGAGAUCGCCGCGGGGGCCGCGGGGGCCCUGGCAGUGGCGCACGGGGGCUCGCACCCCCUCACCCAGGGUCAUCCAGUGGUGGCCCUGGUGUCCACCCUGGACGCAUCCCUCCCGUGUCUCCACCUCGCGGUGCUGCUCGUGGCCCAGGCAGUGGGCGCCCUGGCUGGGCGACUCUGCGUGGAGCGCCUCUGGGCGACGCAGUUUUCCUUCCACCACGUCAUCCGGCACAUGUUGGCGCGCGCCGGCGAGUGCGUGGUGUCGCCGCCGCCGGCUGUGGUGGUGGUGCCAACCGCCACAACCACCGCAACCGCAGCCGACGGUGGCCACCAGGCGCUGAUUGAAGCCAUGCUCACAGAGGCGGCGCUGUCCGUGGUGCUAGCGCUGGUGGUGUUGAGGCUCGGGGUGCCCUCCUCCACCUCCUCGGCCAAGGCUGGUGGAGCAUCCACCACCACUACCACCACCACCACCAGCAGCGGCGGCGACGUCGGCACAACCACAAGCACCACCAGCAGCAGCAGCAGCAGGAGAAGCGGCGGCAGCGGUAGGGUCGACGUGGGCCCCGUGUCCCGCACGCGCGCCCUGUUCAUCGCGGCCUGCGUGGCCACGCUCAGCUGCAUCGUGGAGUCGACAUCUCUGGGCGUCUUCAACCCCGCGGUGGCGCUGGCCCUGAUGUGGGGCUGCUCCACUCCGUCCCCGUCCAGGCUGGGACUCGUCUACCUACUCGCACCUGUGCUAGGCGCGCUCCUCGCAGUGUUCCUCUACCGGGGCCGUGUCCCUCUGCUCUUCUCGCGCCAGCUGCUCUACCGCACCAAGCCGCGUCCCGGCCCUCCGCCCCGGCCAGCACAGCCCGCGGCGACGGCUGCACCGCAGCUCCGGGCCAGGACACAGGGAGCAGGCAAGAAGGCGGUGACAGCGGCGGCGGCACCGGCGGCGACGCCGACGGGCAAAGCCGCGUCGCUCAACGCGGGCAAGCGGGGUAAAGCGCAGUGAGGCGGCGGAAACUACCUACCCACCACGAGGCACCGGGCACGCGACCCCACCCGCACCACGACUGCCAAUCGAGGCCCAGGACCGACUACCGAGUUCUGUCCGCGAUCCUGUGCGCUGCGACGACGCAGCGAUCCACCCACCGAGCGCGCCUGCACGCGAUCCCAUUCCGUCGCUCCGUCUCCUGCGGCAGACGGGCCCCCUCUUCCGGGCACGUUUCCCUACCCUUGGCUGCCACUCGGGUCGCCAGCGUGAGAAUCGGUGUCGGUCGACGGAUCGCUACGACCAUUAUUGGCCAGAGGGGUAACCACGCAGGUGGGUAGAGUAUAAUGCUGCACGCGCUCGCUCGCUCUCUCUCUCUCGUAUGCCCACACGCACGCAUCCGCCACAGCUCGCGACACGACCUCUCGAGUGCGAAUGUGAGAAUUUAUUACGAGGUCACAGUCCCCCCCCC